Rhincodon typus (whale shark) is the source of this 4031-nucleotide messenger RNA. RefSeq names its product mesoderm specific transcript (gene mest). The transcript is spliced from 12 exons. NCBI's taxonomy places the organism in Eukaryota, Metazoa, Chordata, Chondrichthyes, Orectolobiformes, Rhincodontidae. The record is from RefSeq and is a predicted model, not a curated record. Bases 172 to 1191 code for a protein of 339 amino acids. Gene Ontology annotation, molecular function: catalytic activity.
GAGCGAGGAGCUUAACGGAACUGACCCGGAAAUAAUCGUAUUCUCAGGUGAGAAGUGCUUUGGGACUAUGAGAGUUUACCUGAGUAUAGUGAAGUCCACUUACAAGAAAGAGCCAGGAUUGAAUUACGAUUUUCUUUGAAGAAUCCAUACGUGGUAGUUUUUGUUUUAAAAAUGAAAGAGUGGUGGAUCCAGGUUGCACUUCUCGCUGCACCACUUAUUGCAGUCUACCUUCACCUUCCUCCCCCGAGUCUCUCACCGUCUCUCUAUUCAUGGCGAAUGGCUGGAGCCUUCUUUACUUACAAAGACCACCGCAUAUUUUACAGAGAUUCUCUGGGUGCUGUUGGCAGUUCCGACAUAGUGAUCCUUUUGCAUGGUUUCCCAACAUCAAGCUAUGAUUGGCACAAGAUCUGGGAAGGCUUAACUCUGAGGUUUAAUCGAGUUAUCGCAUUAGAUUUUCUUGGCUUUGGAUUUAGUGAUAAACCUAGGCUGCAUAGAUACUCCUUCUUUGAGCAGGCAGACAUUGUCCAGGGGCUACUAGUGGAACUGGGCCUUUCUCAGCAGAAGAUCAACAUCCUAGCCCAUGAUUAUGGAGAUACUGUUGCACUGGAGCUGCUGUACAGGUUUGAACAUGGUAAACCUGGACAUCUGAUGAUUAAUAGCCUGUGCUUGUCCAAUGGAGGAAUAUUUCCAGAGACAAACCACCCAAGAUUUAUACAGAAGCUGCUCAAGGACAGUGGGUGCUUUUCACCCAUCUUUACCAGACUUAUGAACUACUACUUCUUUUCAAAAGGAAGCUGCCUGAAGGGGUAUAUGCUUGGGGCUUUUUCCAGGAUCAGUGCAGUGUUUGGACCCCACACACAGCCAACGAACGCAGAAUACUGGGACAUAUGGACCAUGGUCCGGGUCAAUGAUGGGAACCUGGUGAUGGACAGUAUUUUGCAGUUUAUUAAUCAAAGAUGGAAGUACAGAGAUCGAUGGGUAAAAGCCCUGACUUCGACUUCUGUUCCAUUGCAUUUAAUCUAUGGACCAUUGGAUUGUGUGAACCCUCACCCUGAGUUUCUGGAUCUUUAUCAGAAGUUGGUACCGAAGUCAACAGUGUCAGUUCUUGAUGACCAUAUCAACCAUUACCCUCAACUUGAGGAUCCUUUGGGCUUUGAACAAGCCUACAUUAACUUCAUCAACUCCUUCUGAAUUGGCAAAUACGGCAUUGGAUCUUGACCAUUCUGGACUAGUUAAAUGGUCAUCGGCUGCUUCUACAUUGAGAAUUGUGGUAACAAACAAUGUUUAAUUUAGACUGAAAUAAAAAAAAAGUUACAAUAUUGGAGACCUGAUAUAAAACCCAGAAACCUUGGAAAUGCACAGGACAUUGCUUCUGAAAGAGAACGAGUGCAUUAAUGCUUUGGGUGUAACGCACAGUCGAGAGACAACCGUCCCCAAGAUGUUAAACCUUUCAGAUGUAGGACAACUGGCUGUGCAUUUCCACCUUUGACGAUUUAUCUUUUAUUUUAUGUUACUGAAUGUUUCACUGCCUUAAUGUGAAAUAAUUCAUUGGAGAUUACUGCAUGUAACACCCAUCAGUUGGGCACAUCCAACCAAUUGUAAAUAGCUCCUUAUGAAAAUAAUUCAUGGAGCAAGAACAGAACAGGGAAAUGGAGCACUUCCAGUUUCAGGAUGAUACAUUUUUUAGUCUAUGUUUGGAUAAGACACACCAAUCUUCAUCCAUUUAGUGAGUUUUUAAAGUUACCUACCUCUUUGCAAUCCAUUUCUUCGGUGUUCUUUACUAAGACACGAAGGAUAAUCUGACAGAGGUCUUCAAAGUUAUGAAGGAACUUGAUAAUGGCAGACAAAGAGAAAAUGUUUCCCAUGUGGUGGGGGUAGGAGAGAAAAGGAAUACAAAUCUAUAAGUUAGUCACUAGUAAAUCCAGUUGGGAAUUUAGAAAAAUGUAUUUAUCCAGGAGUAUUAAAAUAAGGAACUUGCUACCAUAUUCAGCAGUUCAGAGGAAUAGCAUAUCGCCUUCGAGGAAAAGUUAAGCAGAUGAAGUAUGAUGGGAAUUUACUAAUUGGGAACAAAAACAUUGGUACAGACCAAAUGGACAAAAUAGGAAUGUUUGAAUUAGUCCUUUGCAAAACCAUUCAAUUAUAUCACUGUUCAGCAUGAUUAAUUUGGUUACCUCAUAACACCUGUAGGCCUUGCAAGCUUUAUGAAAUAGUGCAGUUUUGUGGAACAGGAGUACAGAAUGGGAAUUUGGGUGUAGCAGUUAGCAUUUUCAUUUGUUUCAUAUACUGUUGGUGUACUCUGUUUCAUAUACUCUGAGAACCAAUUUGUAUAAUUUUCCAAGUUUUACUUACUUUCCAUCAAUUACAGUUUACUUGUUAGUUCAUGCUUCCUGAAGUUCAUAAAGUAAAUUUGAGAGCUGUGUUGUAUUCUGUAUGGGGCUGAAAUGUUUAAACUAUGACAGGUUGCAUAGACUAGGCUUGCAUUUCUUUUCAGUAGAUGAUUGAGGUAAUCUGUUUGAGUUGUUUCUGUUUCCUCUGCUGAGUUCGGAACAAGGUGAUGUAGCCUUAAAAUUAACAGCUAGGUCAUUCAGGGGUGAUGCCAGGAAGCAAUUCUUAAUACAAAGGAUGAGAAACAUCUGUUAAAAUUGUAAUUGAUUUUUUUUGUUAGGCUAGAGUUCUGGAACCAAAGUAAGCAAAUAGUUAUGAUACAGAAUGAUCUAAUUGAAUGGUGGAACAAGCUCAACUGGCUAAACGGUCCAUUCCCUAUUCCUAUAUAUAAAUUCAACACAAGGCAGACUCAUUCAUCAGUGAAACCUCUGAUAUGAAUUAUCAUUCCACUGGUAGCAGAAAGUUGAUUUGUCAGUUGAAUAUAUCUGCACAGUUCUGUAGCACACAACAAUCCAAUCUUCCAUGCAAAAAUACAAUUCCCUUGACUAACUGUAACUAACGCCAAACUCUUUAUACCCAGUUUGUACCAACUGGUAUACUAGUCACUAUUCUUAUCUGCCUGUCAAGAAACAACAAUUGGAAUUAAAAGGUAGUGAAUUCUCAAAAUGCAAUAUUGAUUAGUUAGCUUUUGAACUGGAAACAUAGCUUAAUGUUUGUGAUAAAAGCUUAACAAUUCAGGUGGGAUCCUGUAUUUCAGAUGUUACAUUGCACAUUUAUAAAACAAUCUGUAGAAUGCACCAGCUCUUCCUUGAUAUAUGAGUCCUUAACAUGAUUGAUUGCUACAAAGUAUUUUGAUUGACAGAUUUUUUUGAAAUGGCACUAUCAAAAAUGGUUAGUUAAAUCCACAAAAUCAAAGUUCAGGACUUUCAUUUGGCUACCAUAUGCAGGAAACACUACUUGGCAAAUUCUUCCAAAAAUCUCAUAUAAUGCAUGCUAUUUAUUUCCUCUCAAAUCAUUUAUCAAAAUUCACUCAGCUAUGUGCAUCUCUGAACUCUCCUGUUUUAUUUCUUUCAAGCUCUAAAUGUAUCAUCUACACACAUUUCCCUACUUAGUUUUCAUUCCUGAAAGAGUUUAAGACGCCUUACAUUUGUGCAAUCACUCUCCAUUUUUCUUAGACACAUAAGCAAUAUAUCACCUAAAUUACCUUCUCUUCCACUUUCCUUCCUUGUGAUAGCAUUCUGAACUAUGGAUCCCGACUCUUCAUUCAGGUUAAAGGAGAGGAAAAUAGAGCAUGCAUUUUGAUAUAAAAUUUAAGAUCUAUUAAGCUUUACAGUAAACUUAGGUCAGAAUUUGUUGGAAGAUUUUGUUGCUUGUUGCUAGUUAUACUUUCCCUGUCAAUAUUUUCCCUGUCAACUGAUUGCAACAGCAGUGCUGCGGCUUGUGGUGCUGCCUGGAGGGAACUGCUACUGAGAGCAACUGCAUUGCAAGAAUAUUGAAGUUGAACAAAAGAUGUUUCUGAUGAAUGUUUCAUCUAACCCAUAAAUGAAACUGAUUUUUCAAAAAAAAUUGUGAAUUUCAUACAAAAUGCAUAUACAAAGAUCAUAAUUAAUCUUUAUUUUAGUAAAUAAAUGUAGUUUCAGAAAAAA